UUUCAAUUUUUGAUUAAUUGAUUUGAUUAUGAAAUAAUAACUUUAUUUUUGAUGCGCAAUACUAUAAUAUUUACUCACGACAAAAAUAUGUUACAUUAUAAAAAUGAAUAAAUCUAUGUUUCCGAUUAUAUGUUCCAAACCUAUAUGUUUUCAGCCUCGCUGUAUAAACAUAAAAACUUUAAACACUUUAAAGACUAAAACCCAAAAAAAGAUCGAGGAAAGCUACAACGUUUUAGAUAUCCCUCAAAACUCAAGUCAAGAUGUAGUGAAGCAAGCAUUUUUCGAACUUGCAAAAAAAUACCACCCAGAUUCAAAUUCACCUGAUGCAGAUAUUGAAAAGUUUGUUGUAAUUGAAAAUGCUUUUAGAGUUAUUUCAAAGCACAACACUGGGUCUGCAAAAUCUGAUGAAAUAGAAAAAAUGGUCUUUGAUAUCAGACAUACAGCACCACAGCACCGUCAGUAUCUAAGCUUCGAUGGAGUAGGUCAUGGAACACCUUUUCAAAGAGAAAAGCAAUGGACUCAAGUAAGAGCCCAAAGAGCCGCAAACAAUGUCAUGGAGCAUAGAAUAGCUAAAGCAGUAGCAUCCGAAAACACCCUCAUGAAGAAGGGAUCUUCGAAAAAACAUGAUAUUAAAACCAAGUAUGGGUUUGAUAGACUUGUAGAGGAUCUUAUACAAGAGUCAAUGUCUAAAGGGGAGUUUGAGAAUUUAAGUGGAAAAGGGAAACCUUUGAAGGACCAAAAUCGAAAUCCCUAUGUUGACUUUACUACCCAUAAACUGAAUGAGGUUUUAAUAAACAAUGGAAUAACUCCAGAGUGGAUAACAAUGAGCAAGGAAAUAGAGCAAGACAUUGAAGCACUAAGAGAAGAAAUUAAAAAGGACCGAAUGUACUUAGGACCAUAUCCUCUAAAUGAAGCAGACUCUGCAAAGUGGCAAAGAAUAUAUGAAAGUAAUAAAUUAUUAGCAAAGUCUAUUAAUAAUAAAAUAAAUACAUAUAAUCUCAUUGUACCGCUUAUAAAUAAACAAAAGUUUCAUGUUGAGUUUGAUAAAAUUUGCAAUGAUAUACUGGAGAAUGGUACACAUUCGAUCAACAAGGGACAUGUUGAGGAACAAAAGAUGAUGCCAAGUAUAUCGGGACAGGAGAGUGAUGACAUUCUAGGUGUGUUUUUUAAAGCUUUCAGUGAUUUACUUUUUCCUAAAGGAAAUGAAAAAAAGAAGGUUGAUAGUUGAUGGGGAUAAAAAAAAUAUAACCUAUUGAGUUAUUUCAACUUAUUAAAAUGUUAAAGCAGUUUUUUAAUAGAUUUCCCUCCUCUUUAAUUACUAGUUUAAAAUAAAAAAGAAUUAUAAAGACCACUGUGAUAUUAUAGAUAGUCAUGAAUUAGGAAUAGUCUUAUUUAUUUUGGAAAUAAAAAAAUAUUUAGA
Molecule: messenger RNA, 1420 nt
Organism: Vanessa atalanta (red admiral)
Lineage: Eukaryota; Metazoa; Arthropoda; Insecta; Lepidoptera; Nymphalidae
Product: dnaJ homolog subfamily C member 28
Exons: 4
Coding region: 104-1228 (374 amino acids)
Source: RefSeq, a predicted model, not a curated record